Jatropha curcas is the source of this 660-nucleotide messenger RNA. NCBI's taxonomy places the organism in Eukaryota, Viridiplantae, Streptophyta, Magnoliopsida, Malpighiales, Euphorbiaceae. The record is from RefSeq and is a predicted model, not a curated record.
AUGGCCAAUUUUCCACAGAAAAACCCUGCUGUUCCUUCUUCUUCUUCUUCGUCUUCUUCUUCUUCUUCUACCCCUCCUCCCCCUCCUCCUCCUCCUCCUUCUAUACUUACAGUUGGCCAUGGAGGGAGUACUUCUCGUGGUGGAGGGAAUGGAGCCUCUGGAGAGGGUUCUUCAAGGAAGAGAAGCUAUGGCGUUAGUGUAUCCUCCAGUAUCAGUGGCGGAGAAGGGCAAGUAAAGAGAAAGAAAGGUGAACUAAUAGAUCCUCCAAAAUCCGAUCCCAUUUGUUCUUUAUGUGAUAAAAGAUUUGGUUCGUGGAAAGGAGUUUUUGGGCACUUACGUGCCCAUCCAGAACGAGAUUGGCGUGGUGCAUUUCCACCACCAAAACGAGCAGAGGCCAGUUGGUCACCCAUAAGAAUUGGCAACGCUGGUCAACAAGUUUUCCAGGGGCACUUGUUGGCUCCAACUUUAUUGAACUUGGCCCAUCAGACAUUAGCCAAAAUGAGACAUGACAUUGAUUUGAACAGAGAACCACAAGACGCUGCAGGGCCUUCUGCUCCUCCUCCUCCUCCUCCACAAGGUGGCAACAGGCGGUGCAGUUUUGAUUUGAAUCUGCCUCCUCCGCCAGAAAAUGGAGAUGAAAAUGAUAAUCAUAAGGAGUAG